AUGGUCAAGGCACUCGUCAAGGGCUUUAGCAUGCAGUCCGAGUCUCAUCCGUGGCCUAUGCCUCCCGCCAGCGACAGCACGUGGCCCUCCUCAGCUGGCCCAGCAACUCCUUCAGCGGCGAAGACUUCCCAAAACCCCCAUCUGAAGCGCCCGCGCUCUCCGUCCAACGCCAUGGACUCUGCCCCUCCCACCUUCCCGCCCAUCCCCAAACUCCGCGGCGACAUCAUCCUAGAGGUCUUCACUCACAAGUCUCUUCGCUUCCCGGGAGCACCCACCAACGAGGACUCUGAGUAUGGCGACAACGAACGCCUCUCCGUCUUGGGUGAGAAAGUGCUAGACACUGCCACAACAUAUACUCUCUUCGUGAAGAGGCCCAUGCUCAAGGCAGAGGAAAUCGAGUCACGUAGGGUCGAGGUCCUUUCGGACGCCAAUGUGGAAAGCUGGAUCGUCGAGUACAAGCUAAGAGAGAAAGUGCGAUGCAGCCAGGAUGCCUUGGCAUCGCUCACUACUCCCAAGGAAACUAGGCUGCUAUUUCACUCCUACAUCGGCGCCGUUUUCGUCCAGAACGGAAUGGAGCUGGUUCAGGACUGGAUUGGCCAGCUUAUCGACCCGAAUUACAAAUCUGGAGCCUCAGUGAGCAUGGAAGUUGAUGCUUUCUCUGCUUAUAAGAAGAUCAAGACGGAGUCGAUGGGCUCCCCGACGCCACCUCCCUCGAGCCAUGUACCGCCACCUCCGACGUCCGCCCCGCCGCCACUUCCAGCGAAUCCUCUUUCACCAGCGCAGCCUAUGGCUGCUUUCCUUCCUCUUUUCAAUCAGACUGCAAAUCAACGCAGGCUCACUGUGGAAUACCCGGCACAAUUCUCAGGUCCUGCCCACGCAGGCCGCUGGACAGUUAAGUGCAUGGUUGGUGGUUUCGUCAAAGGCGAAGGUACCGGCGCCAGCAAGCAGCUUGCCAAAGAGGAAGCAGCCCGACAGGCAUACUAUGCCAUGGGGUGGGCCCCGUUUUCUAUCACCGUUAGCGUCUCGUUCAAGUAG
Messenger RNA from Fibroporia radiculosa, 1035 nucleotides. RefSeq lists its product as uncharacterized. The record is from RefSeq and is a predicted model, not a curated record. Bases 1 to 1035 code for a protein of 344 amino acids. NCBI's taxonomy places the organism in Eukaryota, Fungi, Basidiomycota, Agaricomycetes, Polyporales, Fibroporiaceae. Gene Ontology annotation, cellular component: nucleus. Gene Ontology annotation, biological process: regulation of gene expression; rRNA processing. Gene Ontology annotation, molecular function: double-stranded RNA binding; ribonuclease III activity. The transcript has 6 exons.